AUGGAUCAACGCAGUACUUCUAAUGAUGGCCGAGCCCAGACCACAUACAUGGAUGCUGAUUUGUACACGGCUGCAUCGAAAGGCAACAUCAGCAAGCUGGAGCAGCUAGAAGCUUGUGAUCUUGGCCGCCAACGGACCCCCAAAAGUAACACUAUCCUUCAUAUUGCAGCUCAAUUCGGUCAACUGGACUGUGUUAAACGGAUCCUUGAAUUGACUUCAUUUUCAUCUCUACUGAAGAUAAAUUUGAAAGGAGACACCCCACUUCACCUUGCAGCAAGAGAAGGGCAUUUGACAGUCGUCGAAGCUCUAAUUCAAGCUGCAAAACCUCCCAAUGAGAUUGAAAGUGGGGUGGGAGUAGAUAAGACCAUUCUGAGGAUGGCCAAUAAGGAGGGAGACACAGCCUUGCAUGAAGCAGUGAGGUAUCAUCACCCUGAGGUGGUGAAAUUAUUGAUUAAGGAAGACCCUCAGUUUACCUAUGGUCCUAAUAUUUCUGGUGGAACGCCUAUUCACAUGGCGGUGGAGCGAGGACAUGUAGACUUGGUGCAAAUAAUCAUAGAAAACACUAGGACUUCACCAGCUUACAGUGGCAUCUUGGGAAGAACUGCUUUGCAUGCUGCUGUAAUUCGCAACGACCAAGAAAUAACAACCAAGUUGUUGGAAUGGAAGCCAUCUCUAACCGAAGAAGUGGACCAAAAUGGGUGGUCUCCCCUUCACUGUGCUGCCUACUUUGGUUAUACCACGAUUGUGAGGCAAUUACUAAACAAAUCAGUUAAAUCUGUAGCUUACCUCGGAAUCAAACCUGGCAUGCAAACCGCCCUUCACCUUGCAGCUAUCCGUGGCCAUAAAGACAUAGUAGAUCUGCUGCUGUCUUACUAUCCAGAUUGUUGCGAGCAGGUUGAUGAUAACGGCAAAAAUGUUCUUCACUUUGCCAUGAUGAGAAAGCAAGAUUAUUAUCCUAGGAUGUUUUUACAAAAUGAUGGAUUAAGAGUGAGAGGACUUUUAAAUGAGAGAGAUGCUCAAGGAGACACACCCCUCCACCUGCUUGCUUCUUACCUAAUUGAUGAUGAAAAUUUUGUAUUGGACGAUAAAGUGGAUAAGAUGGGGCUCAACAAUGAAAACUUAACCCCCAAGGACAUGGUUUCAAGAGCCACCGACAAUGGGCUGCAAAAGAAAUUAGUCAUGGCUUGCUUCAACACAAGUAAGGAAGCGGGUAUUGGACCUUUAAGUUGGGUGCCGAGGGACAGAGAGGUCCCAAGGGACAAAGAGGUCACGAGGGACAGAGAAGACAAAGGUAGUAGUGGAAGCAAUUCCAUCUCUACCUUGAAGAAAGUAGGUGAAACUCAUUUAAUUGUGACAGCACUGGUAGCAACUGUAACCUUUGCAGCUGGCUUCACCUUGCCUGGUGGUUACAAUGAAAAUGAUGGCCUGGCAACCCUAGGAAAGAAAGAAGCUUUCAAAGCAUUUGUUGUCGCGGAUACUUUAGCCAUGGUUUCUUCUGUAUCCGCUGCAUUUGUUUACUUUUUUAUGGCUGGGUAUGAAAAAGAGGAGCUUCUCCACAAACACUUACCUUGGGGCUUUUUUCUCACCAUGUUUAGCAUGGGAGCAAUGGUGGUGGCAUUCAUGACUGGCAUGUACGCUGUGCUACCACGUUUCUCUUGGCUUCCCAUCCCUGUUUGUGUCCUCUGCUGCUGCUUUUUCCUCGUCUUCUAUCAUUGCUACCACCAUGGUGCAGCUGAAGAUGGUAGCCAAGCUGAGAUCGCAUGCAUGGAUGAUACUUUGUACAAGGCCGCAGCAGAAGGCCACGCCAAUGAAGAUAAACAUCUCUCUUCCUUAAGAAGGCAGGUUUCACCUUGCCUGGUGGUUAUCGCGACAAAGAAAGCAUCUUUCAAAGCAUUUGUUGCGUCAGAUACCAUAGCGAUGAUCCUCUCAGUAGGUGCUCUAUGGUUCUAUUUUCUUAUGGCAACGGCCUUUCAUUUGGGUGGGAAAGUGCAUGGACGCUUCUUUCUAUGUGGCUAUAUUCUCAUCGUGUUUGGGAUGGAAGCAAUGGUGGUAGCAUUCAUGACUGGGUUGUAUGCUGUACUACCACCUGCCUUUGGACUCCCAAUUCUCGCUUCUUGUUGUGCCAUCUGCUGCUGCAGCUAUUUCCUUGCUGGUUAUGUUGUAUCUAAAAGAGGGUGA
Messenger RNA from Vitis vinifera (wine grape), 2178 nucleotides. RefSeq names its product ankyrin repeat-containing protein At5g02620. Gene Ontology annotation, molecular function: protein phosphatase regulator activity; protein phosphatase 1 binding. The transcript has 5 exons. The record is from RefSeq and is a predicted model, not a curated record. NCBI's taxonomy places the organism in Eukaryota, Viridiplantae, Streptophyta, Magnoliopsida, Vitales, Vitaceae. Gene Ontology annotation, cellular component: plasma membrane. Bases 1 to 2178 code for a protein of 725 amino acids.